Glycine soja is the source of this 1400-nucleotide messenger RNA. RefSeq lists its product as uncharacterized. NCBI's taxonomy places the organism in Eukaryota, Viridiplantae, Streptophyta, Magnoliopsida, Fabales, Fabaceae. The transcript is spliced from 4 exons. The record is from RefSeq and is a predicted model, not a curated record. Bases 408 to 1274 code for a protein of 288 amino acids.
CCUCCAAUCAGUGCCAUCAGCACAAAAGGAUCUGAGCUAUACAAAUAUUUUAUGAGCUUUUCUGUUCAGCUUUUUCCGUGAAAAAAUAAAGUAACUAAUAAACACAUUGAUGAUACCCACUAACAUUUAAAAAUGAAACUAUAAGGCAAAUUGUAAAGACUUCAUGAAGGUUCAGUUUGAAGAAAAAAAAAUUCGCAUUUCAUUUGGAAUGUACCAUGUUUCACAGUGAAGCUAAUCAUCCCCAUGGUGAGAAGAACAUGCUACGAGGAUAGAAUAUGCGGACAACUGAAACCGAUUGGAUCCCAUGAAGGCAUCCAACGUCAUGGCCAUGAAUAAAACCAUGUGAAACUUGUACCAUAAUUUUUUUAAUUUGAGUUGAAGUGCUCACACUCACGGUUUGCACACUCAUGGACAAAGAAUUCUCCACUAUACCGGUUGCCGGCCGGAGCUCCGACGAUGUGAGCUUUGCUGAUACAGUUUUUGGGUUUUGGGAUUCAUCCAAUUCAAGCAAUGAUCGCGACGACGACGACGACGAUGACGACGACGAUGAUGAAACCAUUUGUACUGCGGAAAAUGGUAAAGCAUUUUGGGAGGAACAAUAUCAACUUCUUAAGGCAAUUUUGUGCAGGACCAGUUCAUAUGAGACAAAAGUUCGGCAAGCAACGAAGGGGGUUCUAAGAGAACUGAACAUAUCGGAGAUGCUUUGUAUUUGCCGGAGGGCAGAGGUGGCUAAGAGUUGCAGGAAUUGCUUGCUGAGGGAAGUAUGUGAUCGAUUAUUGAACCUUGGCUACAAUUGUGCCAUUUGCAAAUCUAAAUGGAGGAGUUCACCCGAAAUCCCAUCAGGGGAGCAUACUUAUUUGGAAGUGAGAAAUAAUGUAUCAAACACCAAACGAGGGGCAGUAAAAGUGGUGAUUGAAUUGUACUUUAGAGCCGAAUUCGAGAUGGCACGGGCCAAUGAAGAGUACAACAAAUUAAUUAAGCGAUUACCCGAAGUAUUUGUUGGUAAAUCAGACAGAUUAAGAGCGUUAGUCAAGAUUAUGUGCUCAGCAUCGAAAAAAUGCAUGAAGGAGAAAAAAAUGCACAUUGGACCAUGGAGGAAACACAAGUACAUGCAAGCUAAGUGGUUCAGCACGUGCGAAAUGUCCACAACGGAAUCACUGCCAACGAUAAUGAACUCUGCUCAGCAACCAAAAGCUAAGGCUUCAAUGCUCACUUUUGAUUUAUUAGAUAACAUUAUUCACGGGUUGCACUGUACUACAGUUGAGGUCGUGUGAAAAUGGGAUGAUGAGGAAUCUUGUUAAUUAUGUUUUCAUGUCAUAAUAGUAUAUGGCUGUGUUAAAAUACUGUAAAAAUUUAGUAAGUUAAUAUGAUGAUCAUCGUUUUUCUUUUUUUUUCUUUUA